This is a messenger RNA of Rhizoctonia solani, 945 nucleotides long. RefSeq lists its product as uncharacterized. Bases 1 to 945 code for a protein of 314 amino acids. The record is from RefSeq and is a predicted model, not a curated record. The transcript has a single exon. NCBI's taxonomy places the organism in Eukaryota, Fungi, Basidiomycota, Agaricomycetes, Cantharellales, Ceratobasidiaceae.
AUGAACGUUCCGUCAAGCGCAAGCCCAAGUAGCACGUUCUGGCUCAUCGAUACAACCUCUGUUUCCGGCACUUUCACUACCACUGCAACCUUUACGCUAUGGGUCCCCUUAAAUACAGUCUCCGCCAGCGCCGCGCCCACCAGCUCGAGUACCGAUGAGUCCUCUGAAGAUCCUACGCCACGUUCGUAUGCUCCAGUCAUUGCGGGAUCGGUGAUUGGCUCCGUCAUUGGCACUCUAUUAGUUCUUGUAUGCAUUGUAUUUUAUUACAGACACCGAGUAAGGCCUAGGUUUGUUCUGCCACGAACGAGACCACCGGUCACGCCGUCUGGAUCUGAACACGCACUACUCGACCUCGCGGCUGAGCCCGCUCCCCAUCCAGAGAACAUCGAGCCUUGGGUUUCCCCAGCCGUCAUACGAAGGACGACUAAAGGUCGAGAAGAGGCACCCCGAGAUCCAGCCUGGGCUGAAGGCUCGAGUGGGCCAAGGGUUGAAGGCUUGGGUGUGUCUGCGCUUGAAGAUUCGAGCGCUGGUGCACAUCGACCUGGAAGCCAUGGUAGGGCUCAGGACUCCAAUUCAGCUGGACCGGUGGAGAGAGCGCGGACUGUCGUGCGUGCUCCAAGGAUUGAAAUUCAAGACAUGAGCGCGGCUCGUGGGUCUGGCGAACAUAGUACGGGGCUUAUUUCAUUCGUGCAUAUACCCAACUCAUGCCAACUCCUAGACCCGAUGCCUAGUCCUAGCCAGCCACGGCUUCACAUGCAUCAACCCGAAGCUCUAUCUGCUGAUGGCAAACCAAGCACAGCAACUAGGCGACGUGCACCUCGGGAACCAUCGCCUCCCCGGGUAGAAGAGGAUGCAGGGAUAUCACUGAUGCGCGCAGAUGAAGAGACAUUGCCCCCUUCUUACGGGGAUUUAGUUCACGACCGUCCGCCUUUCGGUCCAGGUUGA